Molecule: messenger RNA, 2552 nt
Organism: Gamsiella multidivaricata
Lineage: Eukaryota; Fungi; Mortierellomycota; Mortierellomycetes; Mortierellales; Mortierellaceae
Exons: 7
Coding region: 401-2458 (685 amino acids)
Source: RefSeq, a predicted model, not a curated record
CUCCCCAAUAAUAGACGCACACUGUGCACAGCCAGCCUGCGGUUUGGCAUAAUUCCCCCCAUCCUCCGGCCCACACCUCGUCUCCUCUACGCCCCAUCUGUCACUCUUUGCCCACUUUCCCUUUCCUUUGCCUUUUAUCCCUCUGUCCCCCUGCAUCCUCCAAUCCUCCAUCCGCCGCCUUCUUUUUCUGCAGUCGCUGUCUCGUUCCUCCGCACUUCUCCCCCUCCCCGUUGCACUCUCUCACUCGCUCGCUCGCUUGUCUGUCUGUUCUCCCUCUCUGCGCCGGUGCAUCUCAUUCCUCUCAUUCAUUUCAUUCACAGAGAUCAUUCCCAUCGCCAACAAAAGCCCCCUCCUCUUCUCUCCCUUGCAGCCUCCCUCUUUUCUGUAGCAAUAUCACACCAUGCUUCCGAGGCCAAAACGAUUCAUCCUCUGCGGCGUCCCCGUAACGUACGAGCUCGCUCUCCGCAUCUUCCUCCUCGCAGUAACCCUCGGAAUGCUCGUCGCCGCUUCCCUCCCAAAGAUAAACUCUAUCCUACAGCAGGCUAACGUCGUCUCCGUGAGCUUGACCGAGAUCGACACGAUCGCUGCUCCAGGCAUGCUUGUCUGUGGUGAACGUAUGGACUCUGUCGAUGUCCAACUGCUAACCCGCGGAGUCACCUACCCAAACGGCACUAACGGUCCCGAUGUUGUUAGACCUGCUCCUGCCGAAUUUAUCAACAUAUCCAGUGCUACUGCGCUCAAUCUACGUGCCAAUGGCGACUGGCCCUCGGAGGGCAAUUGUGUGGUAUUCAGUCCGAAGGGGAACGUUCUCUUUACAGAGAACAACGAUGGAUCAAACAGGAACGCAACGGACCAAAUCAUCUUUGUGGUGCAAAGUAAUACCAAUUUCACCGGGGCAGAGGAUGUUGGCCUAUCGAUAGCGAUGUGGGAUGGCAAUCUCGAGAUGCAACUUCAACAGGCAAUGUGGGUCGGGAUUCCGUCGAUCAAUACCCUGACAUUUGUCUAUACCGAGCACAAGGUACUGAACUCCGCCGAACCUCAGAAGCACUACACCCUUCAAAAGCAAAAUCUCCGGAUGAUGCAUGCUGGAUUUUUCGAAGACCAGAAAGUAAUCGGACGGGUCCUCAUCUCUCCAGACACGUUCUACGUCAACAAAUACAUCGACAAGCAAAGUUACACGUGGGUCGACCUUGCAGGAGCCGUCGGAGGAAUGGCAUCGAUCGCCCUGGCAGUCUGGAUCUUUUUGUUCGGGAGUGGCAAAUACAAGAGCUGGGGCAUCAUGCAACGAUACAUCCUGCGAACCUCACCCAAUUCAGAACGUUAUCCUACCCAGAACGGAGAACAAGGGCAAAGGAGCGUAUACGAGGCCACAAUAUUAUUUUUCAAAAAGCAGCUCUCACGCUUAGACAGCAGUGCAGAUCCUGAUCAGUUGGAUGAUCAUCUCCCGCUCAAGUCCCCCGGCUUGACCUUACAGGAUCGGCGGCUCUCGGCGCGGUAUAGCACAGCGAUGAGCAUGAGCACUGCCAACGCGGCGGCCGCUGCAGUGACAGGGGGGGCUGCAGGCUUGACGAUACACCCGAAUAAGGGAUCCGGCAAUGCAGAUAUGGAUCAUAUCGCCUUGGGUCGAUACUCGGCGGAAUCCUCUGGUGGACCGGCAAACUACUACUUUUCGGAGCAGGGUAUACCUAGAUCGCAGUCGUUGCGACCGUUGGCACCGAUUAAUGCGGAAGGCGGAGAGGAGGAUGAGGAGGAGCAGGUGAGUGAGUUGAUCCGGUUGAUUGACCUGAGGAUCGACGAGCGCAUGUGGAGUUUGGAAAGGACGUUGGCGAGAUAUUAUCUGGAGGGAUUCAGGUUGCGCAAUUAUUCGUCGCAGUUCCUUAAUGGGGGAAGGGCAUCUUAUUACCCGGUAGGAGACAUUUCGCCGGGGAUGCCCAGGGGUGUGCGGGAUGAAGAAGAGGGAUCGGAUAGAUAUUCCCGCCUGGAGCUGCUACACACACACUCAGGAAGCUCUGGGGAUUAUACAGCCUACUCUGGAUCGGAUCUUUCUACGCCCGCUGCACCGCCGUACCCUCCUCGACCGCAAGUGAGGCAAGAAUAUGGGUACAUUGGUGAGGCAGUAGCUGGUAAGGAGGAGAAUUCCAAACCAGCUCCUGCACCAAACUCAACAUCGACAUUAGCAUCGAUGUCAGUGCCAGCACCGGGAUCAACACAUACACAUGCGCCGAUGCAUGCAGCAAAUCGGCCGCCAGCAGGACCAUCAUCGCAAGGGGGAAGCAGCAACAGCCUGCUUGAACCACCUGGAUUCCCACAUCGGAAGGACAUGAGAGGCACGAUCCGGCGGGCAGUGGAGAGGCUGCAGAACGAGUGGCCACAGAACCAGGUACCAGAGGUGCCGUAUGUGCCCAGGACGCAGUACCAAGGCGGAGGAAACAAUGGAGGUGGUCCUUCGCGGUUUUAAGCCGUGAAAGACAUGAACUGAGGAGCUCCAUUUUAUACAUCUUUCUGAAUAAAAGUAAUAAAAAUUAAAAAUUAAAAAAAUAAAAGUAAUUGGC